This is a messenger RNA of Medioppia subpectinata, 474 nucleotides long. The record is from the annotation of a GenBank genome assembly. NCBI's taxonomy places the organism in Eukaryota, Metazoa, Arthropoda, Arachnida, Sarcoptiformes, Oppiidae.
UUGUGGAUCAAUUAGAAGACCGUUUCGAACAAUUCGGACAAAUGAAAGGCAAUUUCAAAGAAGAUAUGGAAGAAGAGAAACAAUUAUACUUUUGGGGAUCUAUUAGUAAAAAGUUUCUCAAAACCAAACAAACGAAUAAAAAUAUUAAACGGAUUAUUGGAUAUACAAAAGAAGGAGGCCCAGGGUCGGGCAAAGGCACCCAGUGCGAUCGCAUUGUCAAACAGUAUGGAUUCACACACUUAUCGACGGGUGAUCUGCUUCGGGACGAAGUGGCCUCGGGUUCAGAGUUGGGCAAAAAGUUGAAUGAAGUGAUGAAAUCGGGGAAAUUGGUGUCCAAUGAACAGGUGUUGGCUUUGCUCAAGAAUGCCGUUCAGAAGAAGUCUUCCACUUCCAAGGGAUUCCUCAUCGAUGGCUACCCGAGACAGGUAUAGCACAUCUCUGCGAAGAUGGCCACACAUAUCACCCCUUUAUAAC